Messenger RNA from Soboliphyme baturini, 1920 nucleotides. NCBI's taxonomy places the organism in Eukaryota, Metazoa, Nematoda, Enoplea, Dioctophymatida, Soboliphymatidae. The record is from the annotation of a GenBank genome assembly.
AUGUUUUCCGUUCUGUCGUUUAACGUGUUCGCGUCGUUGGACGAUGAUGCUCAAGUGGCGGUCGUCCAUCGCAGCAAACUCCUAUCGUCCCGGCGAUUGGUCAGCAGCAGGCGCCUUUUCCUGUUCUUCAUCGCCAUUGCACCGUACCUGGUCUGCCUGGACGGCGAUUUCGUGUUUGACGACUACAAAGUGAUCGUCUAUAAUAAGGACAUAGUCAACGAAGCAAACGCACCUCGCGGCACUCCUAGGCCGUGGCUGAACUUCGUUGUCAACGAUUACUGGGGCACUCCAAUGUCAUCGAAUGCCAGUCAUAAAUCAUGGCGACCGCUAACAAUAAUGUCAUUUAAGAUGAACUACUUCUGGACGCGCUUGAACACAAGAAGCUAUCACUUAGUUAACAUUCUCCUUCACGGAGCUGUUACGGUUCUAAGUUACGAGGCCUAUCUCAGAAUCCUUCAAUUAAAGAAAAGUUCAACGGCGAUGUUUGCCAGCGUUAUUUUUGCCGUUCAUCCUGUGCACUCCGAAUGCGUUGCCAAUAUAUCAGGACGUGCUGAACUUUUAUCCGCGCUGUUCUUUUUGCUUUCUUUUCUGUGCUACGACUCAGCCAUCAGUUCUGGAAAAAGAAACUUUUUCACUGUUGAGAUGUUUAUGUGUUUAUUGUUUGCUUUCACUGCGAUGCUCUCUAAGGAACAAGCGUUUGACCGUACGACUGUGCUCAUCGUCGAUAACCCGUCAGCCAAUGUAUCCAGUCGUUUUUUCAGAGUGGUUAACUACCUUCAUCUAUAUUCCCUGAACAUCUGGCUAUUGCUUGGGCCUGCUUCGUUGUGUUUCGACUAUUCAAUGGGUUGCAUACCUGUUAUUUCCGAGAUGUGGGACCUUCGAAUGCUUUAUUUGGUACUCUUCCUCGCAACGUCAUGCUUAGCGUUUCUUUUAACCAUCCCAUUUGUUCCGGCAAGCAACGUGUUCUUCAGGGUAGGCUUUGUUCUCGCAGAGCGAGUAUUAUACAUACCUUCGCUUGGAAGUUCACUGUGUAUCGUGCUGUCCAUCAAAAGUUUCAUGAACUGCUUCAAACGUGAUGUUUGGUGGAAACUAUCUAUUGUAAUCAUAUGCGUAAUUUAUUUCGCGAAGUCCAUGCAUCGCAGCUCACAGUGGCGCACCGAGGAGUCGCUCUAUUCGUCCGGGCUGACAGUCUGCCCCGGAAACGCUAAGAUUUAUUACAACUUGGCCAAAGUGUCGUUGGACAAUGGACAGCGCUUCAAAGCAUUAGAAAAUUAUCGCUUUGCACUUCAACUAUAUCCUGAUUAUGAGCAAGCCCUGAACAACUUGGCGAACUUACUAAAGGACGAAGGCGAACUGACAGAGGCAGAAGUAUUACUUGAAAGGGCAGUAAAGAUCAAAAGCGAUUUCGCUACGGCUUGGAUGAACCUUGGUACCGUCAAGGCUGCCUUGAAAAAAUACAAAGAAUCCGAAAAGUGCUAUCUGAUUGCUCUGAAAUUUCGCCCAAAAUACGCCGACUGUCUGUACAAUCUUGGAAAUUUGGUAUACGGGACUGUAAAUAUUGGUCGCAAAGCGGAAGCCCUGUCAUGCUGGUCGGCAGUUACCAACCUAAGGCCGGACCAUUCAAAGGCAUGGACGAAUAUUUUUGUUUUGCUCGAAAGCGAAGAUCGAUGUGCUCAAGGCAUCUUCAUGGCAGAAAAAGCUCUUCGUUUGGUGCCACUGUCUUUGGGACACUACGACGAAUCCGAGUCGCAUUUUCUGGCCGCCAUCAAUUUGGAUCGAUUCAACGCACACUACUUCGCAAAUCUAGGGGUUUUAUACCAUCGGUGGAAAAAGUACAAGCUGGCGAAGGAGAUGUACAUGAAAGCCAGGCAGCUGAAUCCUAACCUGUCAUCACACAAUUGUCCACUGCAAACUCGAUAA